This is a messenger RNA of Hyphopichia burtonii NRRL Y-1933, 1036 nucleotides long. RefSeq lists its product as uncharacterized. The coding region runs from base 32 to 1036 and encodes 334 amino acids. Lineage: Eukaryota; Fungi; Ascomycota; Pichiomycetes; Serinales; Debaryomycetaceae. The record is from RefSeq and is a predicted model, not a curated record. The transcript has a single exon.
UUGUUUGCCUAUUCUUUAUUUUAUACUCAGUAUGACUACUUUUGCUACUGUUUACGACUUACCCUUGCAAUUACAACUCGACUUGGUGGAAAAACUCCCCUUGAAUCUACUUGCAGCCACUCUUAUGGCUGCUUCUAAAGGUAGUGAACUUCAUUUUUCCUUAAUAGAUAGACUAACAAGAGAUGGUAUCUACUUUCACUCUCUCAAGGAAAACUUUGGGGAAAUCUCAAUCAAACAAGAAUCUUUAUAUACCGACUUAUCUUAUGGCUCAUUAACUGAAUUCUUCCGAUACCUUGCGUCAGGUUAUGUUAGUUAUAUCCCACGAGAAAUAAGCUUAAGCUUGGAUUUGAACAAUAAAUGUGAUUUCGAAACCCUUCGGGCUUUAGUUGAAUUAGUCAACAAAAAGGGAGUUUCUAACAAGUUCAAUUUAAAUCUUUCUUGUAAAAUCACUCCUAAAAUUGGUUUUCCUAAAGUUGAAAAACUAUUUAAACAAAUAGUUUCUAAAAUUAAAACCGGGCAAGAUAAAAUUGCCUACACCGUUACUGAUUUUUCAAAUGGCUUAACAAACUUCACCAUUGCAAAUAAAACCCCAGAAUCAACCGGAAAAAAAUUGGUUCACUAUUAUUAUCCAGAACCAAGUACCACUGUUCAUCUUUCAGGAGUCAGUGUUAACUUGAAGCAUAUUCCUAGUAAUGUUGAAAUAUUGACAUUAGCUAAUUGCACAAUUGAAAAAGGCGGAUACCCUUCAUUUCCUAAACUCAAAGAAUUGACUUUGAAAUCAUGCAAUGGUUUCGAAAAUUUCCUUCCCAAAACAUUUUCAACUCUUGAAACAUUGAAUUUAAAGGACUGCUAUAUUAACUUGAAAAAAGCCAAUAUUACUCAAUAUAAAAAACUCACGUCACUUUCAUUGUUGAGUGUUGGUUUAUCUAAGGAUAUCAAGUAUCCAGUUUGUUUGGAAAAAUUAAGUUUAUCUUCAUCUGAUACUGAGUUGUUUUCUAAUAUUCCAGCCAGUAUUAAAGUCACUAAAGUUUCGUGA